AUGGCCCAAGUGUUGUGUAUUAUCCAUGGCGCUUGCUGGCGAGCGCCGCCAAGUGCGCUGUGCCCUAAUGGACGCUCUGUGGUGUUGCAGCGCGCCGUCACCUGGAUCGACGCGCACUUCCAGCGCCGCACGUGCGUCCGCUUCAUCCCCAGCGCGCAGGAUGAGCGCAGUGAAAUCCAAGGACGUCGAGACGAGGCACGUAGGUGUGAGCUUCGCCUGGCAGAGUAUUUUGGCCGAGCGCUUGCGGAGCUGCAACGCACUGCUGCUGGUGCGAUGGGGAAGCAUGAGGCGGAGCGCUUGCGUGCUCAGACAGAGCGCGAGGGCUCCGCGCAUGCGCUGUGGCCGUUAUCAGGCAACGGCAACAAGAAUCUAAACUCGCUCGAGCAUGCUUAG
Gryllus bimaculatus (two-spotted cricket) is the source of this 393-nucleotide messenger RNA. NCBI's taxonomy places the organism in Eukaryota, Metazoa, Arthropoda, Insecta, Orthoptera, Gryllidae. The record is from the annotation of a GenBank genome assembly.